GCUCGCAUGUCAGUACCAUUAUGCAGAACCGCCAGAUGGUUCGCUGGGGCACGUUUCGGUGUUUAUGCCCACGUGUGGUACACUAAUCCCUGUACCAACCGUCAUCUAUCUAUAAGACCAGACAUGGACACGGUCGUUGUCGAGACGAUCCGUCAUUUGGCCUUGGUGGACGAUCUCGCACCCGACUUCGUUGGCCUCUGGACGCCAACAUCAGAGGAUUACCGACGUGAAUUGCGCGCUUCACCAGGCGGCAAGUUGACUGAACUGCACAUUGACUGCUUAGAUCCCUUUUCUCUCGUUUCAGCUGAAGUGUCCUCAUUAUCAAAGCACAUGCGCAAUCUCGUGCGAAUCGAGGUGCCUGUUCUCGGGGAGGCGGCGACGCACCUUUUUGCAGGGAGUAAUGGUGGUAACAGUGGCGGUAAGAAAAUCCGUGCGACGAUGGUCCUACUUACCGCACGAGCGUUACGCAAACAAGGAAGUAGCAACAUGCGCCAACGUAAACUCGCAGAAAUUAUCGAAAUCGUUCACACUGCGAGCCUCUUUCACGACGAUGUCAUCGAUGGUGCCGAUACGCGACGCGGGUGCCCAUCAGUGUCAGCAAAAUUUGGCGAUAAGGUUGCUAUCCUGGCGGGCGACUUUCUUCUCGCGCGUGCCUGCGUGGCUCUUGCAAAACUUGAGAAUCUUGCCGUCGUCGAACUUAUAUCUGUUGUUAUUGAGCAUCUUGUCCGCGGCGAAAUUAUACAGAUGCGACCGGAAAGUGGUACAUCGGAUACGCACGCCCUGCUUGAAGCAUACCUGCAGAAAACCUUCUACAAGACAGGCAGUCUCAUGGCCAAUGCAUGCCGAGCGGCAGCUCUGCUUGAGGACGAGACUCAGGCUAACUGUGAUGCUGCUUUUGCAUAUGGGCGCCAUGUUGGCCUUGCGUUCCAGCUCGUCGAUGACAUACUUGAUUUUGAGGCAUCUGACCUGGAACUCGGCAAACCAGCUCUCGCAGACCUCCAGAUGGGUCUCGUGACGGCAUUUGCCUGU
Aureococcus anophagefferens is the source of this 1029-nucleotide messenger RNA. RefSeq lists its product as hypothetical. Gene Ontology annotation, cellular component: transferase complex. The record is from RefSeq and is a predicted model, not a curated record. Gene Ontology annotation, molecular function: prenyltransferase activity. The transcript is spliced from 2 exons. Gene Ontology annotation, biological process: ubiquinone biosynthetic process; isoprenoid biosynthetic process. Lineage: Eukaryota; Pelagophyceae; Pelagomonadales; Pelagomonadaceae. The annotation marks the transcript as partial.